GGGGGGCUCCUCAUUAGGUGAGAACCUGCGGGACACAUCAUGGAGAAGCGCGCCAUGUUCGGACUGGGCGUCUUCCUGGUCGUGGUCGUCUGCAUCUCGGAGGCUACCGUACCCGUCACCCUGGUGAAACCCGAGGAGCCAGGUACUCGAUACGACCCACCACCCCCGGUGUACCGUCCCGUCUCGUACCCGCUGUACCCACCGCCACCUCCGCCACCGUCGUAUCAGCUACCUCCGCCACCGUCGUAUCAGCUACCUCCGCCACCGUCGUAUCAGCUACCUCCGCCACCGUCGUAUCGGCUACCUCCGCCACCGUCGUAUCCGCCACCUCCGCCACCGUCGUAUCGGUUACCUCCGCCACCUCCGCCACCUUCGCCACCUUCGCCUCCUCCACCACCUCCACCACCUCCACCACCUCCACCCACGACUACUACGCCACGACCGUACUCGGGCGUCCUCUCGUCCGUCAUCAAGAGGAUCCAGGACGGUCCCCCGCCUGUCCUGAAGGUCGACACGAACGUCAACUCGCCCACCUACAACUAACCCCGAGGAAGGGAUCCCUCAGGACUCGCCGAUCGGUCCCCAGGACCAAUCGCCGCCGACAGCUAGCUUCGUAAAAGGAUAAGUAGAUCUUCGUUCAAAGUCAAUUCCCCGGUGAAGUCCCACGUAACGAGGUGAAAAAAAAAAAAGGGAAAAAAAGGAACAUCUUCAGAAAUUAACUUCCAAGGACGUCUGGCCAUGUCGAAAUUGCCAAUGGUCUUCGCCGCGAUCCUCUUCACGGCGUUCCUGAACCUGCGACCUAUUGAACCCGCUGCCCCCCAGCUUCUGGUACCGACUUCCGUCCUGGAUCCGAUAUUUCCGGCGAUAUGGAGGAUCCCGCUGGCUCGUCGCCUCCUGCGAAGACGCCACCGCUUGCCUCUCUUCCGACUGGACCAGGUACCCGACGUACCCCAGCAGAGGAGAUUGUUCUGAGUCUCCGAGAGGGCAUCGCGACCCUGGCAGUCAACGAGAGGAGCUACAAACGCGACCGGGCCGAAUAAAUCCACCUAGAUGUCGAA
Molecule: messenger RNA, 1058 nt
Organism: Orussus abietinus
Lineage: Eukaryota; Metazoa; Arthropoda; Insecta; Hymenoptera; Orussidae
Product: leucine-rich repeat extensin-like protein 3
Exons: 2
Coding region: 40-543 (167 amino acids)
Source: RefSeq, a predicted model, not a curated record